CCAUUCCAACUUCUACACACAUGGAUCCAUUCAAGGGAGAAUUAGCCUAAUGGAAUCAUUAGUGUUACUGUCUUCUACACAGGCAGAACAAUACUGGCAAGUCGUUGGGAUGUUUUGAACCUAAAUCGUAAUAGCUUCAGUAGAAAAUAAGAACAAAAAGAAGGAAAAAAAAGAUAUGAGAGGUAAAGGGUGCUGUCUAUAUUUACCUGCAUGGAUAAUGAAGCUUUGAUGUGCUGUCACGGUCUCCCUGCUGCGUGAAUCAAUGGCUGAGGGGUGAGAAUAAAGAAAUCUUAGCUUGGUUGGCCUGGAUUUUUCUACAGCUGCCACAAGCAGGGAAGGACAUUGCAGGGGACAAGGGACACUGGGAUGAGGCUGGAAUGCUUUUCGGUCCAGCAAGUGUGAUCUGAGUGAGCAGAAUGCAGAGUGCUUCAUUGGACUAUUCAGGCCUCACUUUCCCAUUUAACAAUGACCAGCCUCUGCCACCGGUGAGCAGGACAGCCACCAAUGUGACCGAGUCAACCCCGGCCAAGAAAAUCACCUUCUUCAAGAGGGGAGACCCUCAGUUCAGUGGGGUCAGGAUGGCCAUCCACAAGCGCAGCUUCAAGUGCUUUGACGCGCUGCUUGACGACCUCUCCCACAAAGUGCCACUUCCGUUUGGGGUGCGCACCAUCACCACCCCCCGCGGUACCCACUGCAUCAACAGGCUGGAGCAGCUGGAGGACGGAGGCUGCUAUCUCUGCUCGGACCGUUGGCAGGUCAAGCCCAUCAGUGUGGAGGCUGCUGGGAGGAAGCCGACUCCCUGGCAAAGCAGCCGCCCAGCCAGCAGCCGCAGGCGCCCCUCACGACUGGAGGAGCUCCCAGGGAAACAUGCGGCUCACAGGCACCCCAAGAGGAUUACGCUAGUGAAGAACAGUGACCCAGCAGUGAGGAGGACCAUAAUCCUCAACAAGAUAACUGCCCGCAGCCUGAAGGUCUUUCUGGAGGAGAUAUCUGAACUCCUGCAGUACACCAUUAGGAGGCUCUACACUCAGGAUGGGAGAAAGAUCGACAGCAUCCAGGCUCUUAUGCAGUGCCCCAGUGUUGUGGUUUGUGUUGGCCGGGAACCAUUUAGACCUUUUCUGGCAGAAAGCUUAAGAAAAAAUUCUGAGGAGAAACUUCCAGGACUGGGCGCAAAAUCCUGGACAAGCAUUUGCAGUGAAUCUCACGAAAGCAAGAAGAAUGUCAACUUUGGACUAGAAACAAAGAAAAGCAUCAUCCAUCCAAGGUCUGAUUCAAGCAACAGGUCCAUGAGAUUUUCCUUAUCAUCUGAGAAGUCUUUGCCCAAUAUGUCUCCGAGAAACAGUGGAUGUGCUUCUUAUGAGGACACUUUCCCACAUGCAAAAGAGUCCAUGAUGGAUGAGGACAUAGAAAAGAGAGUGGUUGUAAACAAAGAUGGUAGCCUUUCAGUAGAGAUGAAGGUGCGUUUUCGCUUGCUGAACGACGAGACUCUUCAGUGGUCAACCCAGAUCAAGAAGUCUUCGUUCACAAACAAAGAUUCUUGCUUAGAGAAAGAGGAUGAGAUGGGCCCAAUACAACAAACCAAUUCAGAAGCCUGCUCAGGAGUGCAAGCAUUCUGUCCCUGUGACACAGAGUCUUACUGUCCAAACUGUUGCAAUCACUGCCAGUACGAUAUUUGGAAAAAUCCCAUGCAUGCUGCCCACAGCAGACAAGAAGGCAUUGGUGCCGUAAGGCACAUUACAUCUUCCAGUUCAAGUGCAUCAUCUCACAGAAGAAUCAUCCACAAAAAGUCACCAAUGGACAGUUUCCACACCACAUCUAGUGAAGAGUACACAGAGCAUGUGGUAGAGCAGGCCAUGUGCUACGCAGAGACUGUUGAGGAAGGGGACGCUAGAGCUGAGUACUGCACUCUGAGCCGUUGCUGCAGCCACGGUGAAUCCUGCUCAACUGUCUCACACAAGGCAGCAAGACCAGAAACAUCUUCAGUAAACAGCAAAUGCAUAUCCUGCCCUAGUCCUGUCGAAAAUUGUGAGUCUACUGCUGUCACACCGAUUUCAGACAAUGAGGAAAAAAGACCCACUAGCAUCCCAUCCACUUCUUCCAAAGGAUCAGGAAAUGACACAAUUAGUGUCCAAAUCACUGAAAUUACAGAGGAGGAUGAACGCCCCAAUUCAACAUCAAGUACUUCCUCAAAAGUUUUGGAAGCACUAAAAGAAGAAAACGAUGACAAUGGGGAUGAUAGGCCACCAAGCAGUAUUUCCAGAGAUUCUUCGCAGUCAAAAAACUGUAAGAAAGUCAAAAAUGAAUCAAAAGAUGAGGAGCGAUCCAGAAGUGUGGCUUCUAGUUGUUCCACUACUAGCUGUAAAAAGUCACUUUCCAAUAUGCACCAUUUGUCCCCCAGACCAAUAAGCAAGGCAUCAAGCUCUUCCACUCGCUCUAAUAGGUCAAGAAAGAAAAAAGCAUGUGUAGAUCAAUCUGAUGAUGCCAGAUGCCUUUCAAUUGUCUCCAGUUUGCCGAAUUGCUCUAUUAAGGAGCCAACAGAGGAGGAGGAACAUCAAUCAGCAGGAAGCUCAGACUCCACUUCAUCCAAACUAUCCAAAGCAAGUAAGUCUAGCAAGAUACUUUUCAGUGAAUCUGACAAAGUAACUACACCAAGAUCAUCUGUAUCUGAGACACCUGCUGGCCAAGAAACAGCCCAAGCAGAAGAGGAGAAUGACGAAAGGCCAAUAAGUAAAAAUGUUAGUAUCAAAGCUUCUGGAAAAUCCAAAAAGUCCAACAAGUUCCUCUGCAGUGGAUAUGAAACAGCGACAACACCAGAGUCAUCUGCUUCAGAGGGACCUGCUGGUCAAGAGACGGCACAAGAAGCAGAAGAUGCAAGCAGUGGAAGGCCAGUGAGCAAUAUGUCCGUUAGCACCAGAGGUUCUGGUAAAUCCAAAAAGUCCAACAAAAUGCUUCGCAGUGGAUCUGAAAGAGUGACAACACCAGGGUCAUCCGUUUCAGUGGGAGCUGCUUGCAAGGAAAUGAAGCAAGAUGCAGAAGAUGCAAGCAGUGGAAGGCCAGUGAGCAAUAUGUCCAUUAGUACCAGAACUUCUGGUAAAUCCAAAAAGUCCAACAAAAGGCUUCACAGUGGAUCUGAAAGAGCAACAACACCAGGGUCACCUGCUUCAGAUGGGCCUGCUGGUCAGGAGAUAGCACAAGAGGCAGAAGAUGCAAGCAGCCAAAAGUCCAACAAGUUGCUCUACAGUGAAUCUGAAAGAGAGACAACACCAGGGUCACCUGUUUCAUUGGAAGCUGCUUGCGAGGUGAUGAAGGAAGACGCAGAAAAUGCAAGCUGUGGAAGGCCAAUGAGUGGUAUGUCUGUUACAAAAGCUUCUGGAAAAAGCAAAGUAUGCAAAAUAUGUCAGGAGGAUUGCCGUGAAAAGGCACCAUCUGUUAUUUCUAGCUCAUCGAAAGGGUCAGCCCAUAUGAAAAAAGGAACUUCUUCACACGUUGGAGAUGAUGUGCGACCACCUAGUAAAGAAUCACAUUUUUCUUUAAGUUGCUGUGAACAUGGGAAAGAGGGCUCAAGCAAGUUAUCCAGACUUCAGAAAUCAGAUUCUAAUCACAGUGAACCAUUUUCUGUUAGUGAAACCAAAGAAGUUACUGUAGACCCUGAAGAAAAGGAUGAAAGGCCCUUAAGCGAUGGUUCCAAAAACCAAUCAAAAGAGAGUAAGUGCAGAAAGGCAAAGGCAUCGUCAACAUCUAGUUCAAGACCAGUCUCAACUUUGUCAAGUCAAUCAGGCGCUUCCAAAGCAAAAAUAAAUGAGCUUAAUUUGGAAGAGGAUGAUGAAAGACCACAAAGUAAGAUUUCUAGUGUUUAUUCUUAUUUGCAAGUCAAAUGUAAUGGGAUUAAAUCAACAGACCCCAAAACUGAUGACGAGGGAGCUAACUCUGUCAUGUCUAGAUCAACAAGGUACAGGGGGAAAGGAUCCAAGAAACACAUGGAAGAGGAAGACUCAAGUAGAAUCUCAGCUCCUUUGUCUGUUUCGUCACAAAGUUUGCAUUCUCCUUGCCCACCAAAAGGGAAACCUUCUAAGAAAAAUGUGAGGCCAAAAGUAUUACUGGGUUCCUCAGAAGGAAGUGUUGCCACAGAAUCCGUCUCAGCUGCUGAGCUAUUGAGAGAAAAUGCUGGGAACUCUCGACCAGCAACAACAGAAUCAGUUUCAGAGAAAUUAGAAUGCAGCAGAAAUAACAAAGGGUGUAAAAACAAAAAAAGCAAAAUUUUAAAAAAGAACAAAGAGGAGGACUCUGAACAAAUAUUAGAUGCUAAAGAAUUAGUCCCCUCUGCAUUACCAAAUGCAACUCCAACAGAGGUUGUCCAUGAAUGGCUGAGAAAGAUUCCAGCCGACACUUCCAUGUAUGAGUUAGGUGAUGAUUUCCAGGAAGAAUGCGAAGAACCAGUAAUAACACAACAUCAAGGUCAAAUUAGUACAGAGCCAACUUUGGCAACAUCAGCUGCCAAAGAAGUGAUCCCUGAAGAAGAGGAACCAAAGAAAGAACUAGAAAUGGAUGAAGAAAAAUUUGAAGUAAAGAAUACACAGGAUGGAGAAAAUGUUGAUGUUGAGCAAUGUGCAGAAGAGCACACAAAGACAGUCCAAGCAACUGCCAAUGAACCUCUUUCCAGUGCAGUUCCUACUUUCCCCAAUAAAGAAGCCUUACCAAACAGCUUGCAAACUUCAGUGCAGGUAAUGAAGGUAUUGCUGAAUCCCAGUCAAGGAACCAAGCUAGAUAGAUGCAACAGCUUGCCUGAGGUAUCGGCAACUUAUGGAAGAAAACUUAGCAAUUCAGCCAAAGAAUUACUGAACUGCUUUGUAAAUCUUCAGUUGAGUGAAAAGCCUGUACACUCAGAAGCCAAAGCAAGCAGUGCAAGAUACAAAGAACUCAUGAACAUACUUCAGUCACUCUGGUUUGGUGGUACUUCUGAAGAUGGUCAACAGACGAAACUAGAAAAGACAUUUAAAGACCAUCAAUCCACAGAUGAUGAAUUCAACCCUAGGUCCUCCUCGGGGGUGGAUGUUAGUAGUGGUUCUGCAGGCUCUGGAAAGAGCAGCAUUACUGGUGGAGUGGAAGUUAUUCAAUCACAGAGAAAAGCUGCAUUACCUAUAACACAAAUGAAUGCGGAGGGGAGUGUAACACCAACUAGACAUGAUUCAUUGCAUAGACUGCUGGAGGAAAAUAAAAUUAAUGAAGAUGAUCAGCACUCAGGACACUCCACACCCAAGUCAAAGCUAAACGCAAGGUGGGCAGCAGUAUUUUCUAACUCUGCCACUCCAGACAUAGCAAGUCGGGUUCAGUGGAGCCAUGAAAGUGAGGGCACAGGCUCUGAAGAAGACAAAGAGCAGAAACACAUUGGUGAAGAGGACACUGAGAGCGGUGAAACAGCUGAAAUUACUAAGGAAGAAAAAGAAGAACCAAAUAAGAAUGAGGAUGAAAGCAGAAGUGUAAAGUCACCACAGGAAACAGAAACACAUAUCCAAGAAGAGGAGACAAGUAUAAGUGAGAAGGGAGCCAUAUCAACAAAAGGAAAUUCUUCAGAUCCAGAUCCAGUUUGGGUGUUAAAUUUACUUAAGAAACUAGAGAAACAGUUCAUGACACAUUAUAUGAAUGCAGUGUCAGACUUCAAGGUCAAGUGGAAUUUAGACAGCAGUGAACAGCUUGAUAUAAUGAUAAAUGACCUGAAAGAAGAGGUUCACACGAGAAUUCAAACAACCAUUAAUAGAGAGCUCAAGAAGAUCCAAGGAAGGGCUGGCAGGAUCCCACACCCUCCUGGAAACACAAUUACACGGGAGUCAACAGCAAGAACUGAACAAAGGAGACGACGAUGGAAGGUCAUGAACAGACGAUCAGUCGAAGGAUCCAUUGAAAGAAGUGAUAAGAAUUACACUUUCAGUGGUACAGAGUUUAGUGAACAACGCAGUGAAGAUGAAUACUGCCCUUGUGACACCUGUAUGAAGAAGAAAAUGAUUGCCAGGCCAGCACAGCCUGUUGUUUCAACAAGUGUUUACAUUCGGAAGGAGUAUGAUUUGAGGCAAAUUCUUUGUAUGAGGAAGAAUAAGCCUGUGGAACAGUUUGAGCAGGAAAACAAAAUGGGUGGAAACGAGGAGAGCUGUACUGCUGAGACAGAUAAUGGGUGUGCAGAGGAGCAAGAAGAAAUGGAAAAUGCGGAUAAUGAAGAAAACCAAGAGGUUGCAGAAGAGGAAAUCCAAGAAGAGAACAGUGAGGCUGGGAAAGAAGAAGGAGAGUCUGAAGAGACUGCUGAGAAUGAUAGUGAUGAGGCCCAAGCAGAGGAUGAAGAUGAUGAGGCAGACAAACUAGAGGUUGAUGAGGAGGAAAAGCAAGAAGAGAAUAGUGAGGCUGGAAACGAAGAAGGAGGGGCUGAAGAGACUGCUGAGAAUGAUGGUGAUGAGGCCCAAGCAGAGGAAGAAGAUGAUGAGGCAGAAAAACUAGAGGUUGCUGAGGAGGAAAAGCAAGAAGAGAACAGUGAGGCUGGGAACGAAGAAGGAGGGGCUGAAGAGACUGGUGAGGCCCAAGCAGAGGAAGAAGAUGAUGAGGCAGAACAACUAGAGGUUGUUGAGGAGGAAAAGCAAGAAGAGAACAGUGAAGCUGGGAAUGAAGAAGGAGAGGCUGAAGAGACUGCUGAGAAUGAUAGUGAUGAGGCCCAAGCAGAGGAAGAAGAUGAUGAGGCAGACAAACUAGAGGUUGAUGAGGAGGAAAAGCAAGAAGAGAAUAGUGAGGCUGGGAACGAAGAAGGAGAGGCUGAAGAGACUGCUGAGAAUGAUGGUGAUGAGGCCCAAGCAGAGGAAGAAGAUGAUGAUGCAGAAAAACUAGAGGUUGCUGAGGAGGAAAAGCAAGAAGAGAACAGUGAGGCUGGGAACGAAGAAAGAGGGGCUGAAGAGACUGCUGAGAAUGAUGGUGAUGAGGCCCACGCAGAGGAAGAAGAUGAUGAGGCAGAAAAACUAGAGGUUGCUGAGGCGGAGAAGCAAGAAGAGAACAGUGAGGCUGGGAACGAAGAAGGAGAGGCUGAAGAUACUGCUGAGAAUGAUGAUGAUGAGGCCCAAGCAGAGGAACAAGAUGAGGCAGAAAAACUAGAGUUUGCUGAGGAGGAAAGUCAAGAGGAAAUAGAUGGGGAUCUUGAAAAACAGGUUGUUGAAGAAGAGGCAGUUGAAGAAAGUGAGCAAAUGGAUAAAGAAUCAUCAGCAGAAAAUGGUUCUAAUGAAGUAGAAUUAGAAGAAGAAACUGAAGUAACAGAUAUAAAAGAUAAUGAAGAAGCUCUGGCUAAAGAAGAUGAGGAUGCAGUAGAUGAAGAAAAACAUGAUUUGGAAAAUUAUGUUGGUGGAGAUGAAGAAGCAACAGCUGAAGUAAAUGAUGAAAAGCACAAUGGAGACAAAAAAGAUUGUGAAGCAGAUGCAGAAAACCAAGAGACUGAGGAGGAAAUCCAAGAAGAUACUGUUGAAAAAGGACAAGAAACUGAAGAAAACAAGGAGACACAGGAAAAUGAAGGUCAAGCCGAUGAAGGUGGUGAUGUAGAUGCUGAGGAUUCAGAUGAGACUGAAGUUCAACAUGAUAAUAAUGAGGAGGCUGCAUACAAGGAUGAAGAGGUGGAGGAUAAAGAUGAGAAAGAAGAGGAGCAGGAAGACAAAAAUGAGGAGGAAAAAGUUCAAGUCACUGAUCAAGCAGAACCUGGUGAGCAGGCAGAAGUUUAUGAUGAGGGAAAUGUAGCAUCAGAAAAAGAAAAUGCUGUGACAAAGGAAUGUGACCAGCAGCAACAGGAAGAUGAGACUCAAGGCACUGGAGAAGACAAUGAAAUUGAAGACAAUCCACAAAAUGAGAAUAAAGAGUCUCAGGAGAGUGAGGAAGAAGAGGCUUUUGAAAAAAUUCCCAGUGAAGUUCAUAAAAGCAGUGAAGAAAAUGAAGACAACAGCGCUGAAGAGGAAGAAGAGAACACAGACACAGAAGGAAAUGAGACAAGUCAGGAUAAAGAAACUGUUGUGAAAAAAAGCCUAUUUAAUCAGAUGACAAAAUCAUCCAUUGAAUUCCAACAAGGAUCUAUGGAGAAAUCCAUUGAUAAGGGAAUAGUUAGGGAUAAUAAGAACGAAAAUACUACCAGCAGAAGCUCAGGGAGUUCAGGUGCCAAGCAGUAUGCUGAGUCAUCCUCAGAAGAGGAGGAAAGGGAAUCUGGAUGUGAUAGCCCUGAAGGGAACCAAAACAAUGCAGCUUCUGAUAGUGAAAAAGAAGAGAAGACAGUGACUUCUGAUAAAAACAAAUCUACCAACACAGAAAAGCCAAAAGAAAGUGACAUUGAUCAAGAUGAGUUUGACUUUUAAGAAGAAAAAAGAACAGUUAAUGUUACAAGAUAUGGUUACAUUAAGCACUUUGUAUUUCCAAUGUUUAUGUGAAGUAAAUUUGUACAUAGAAAUUUGGAAAAUGUUGUAUGUAUAUCGCAGGGUUAAAUGUUUUUACACUUUUCAGUGUGUGUAUAAAACAAGAGAUAAUGGCAAUGUUAACAGAACACUUUUUUUCUAAUAAGUUGAUUUUAAAGAAUUUGUCUAAUGCCAUCUUUGGACUGGAAAUAGACAUUUUAUUACAUUUGAUAAGCCUUAGUCAUUGUGAAUCAGAGUUGCAGUCAGAUAAAGUCCAACAUUUUUGGCAACAGUCAUAAAGCAUUAGUCUAGUAUGGCUUUUAUAGUACUGCCCUGCGUUUGGUACCACUUCUAUUAAAGACAGUGACUCGUACAUGAAAGACAUAUAGCAUGGAAGAUUUAAAAUGUGUAAUAUCUGCAGUGAGAACCUUGCUGCAUCAUUAUAAUCAUUUCUUAUCAUUACUAAUACUAUGAUGGACUUGUGUGUGUGUAUAGUGAACUUUAUAUUACAGUAUUACAAAACCUAUACCAUUAUUGUAAAAACUGUAUUUAUAUAACUGUAGGUUUGUAUUUUAAUAACCUAAUAGGUUGAACAUAUAUUUUAAUCUACAAUUAGUAAAUAAAUUAUGUGGAAAGUAUGUGCAAUACUGUAGCAAAGCGUUUCAAAAUAAUGCGCAAAUGCUCAUUAAUGUAUUAGUGUAUUUAUUCCUGUACGUAUUUGCCAGCAUUUAAAUUGAUUAAGUAUUGAAACAACAACAACAUUUAAUUGAAGCAUUUACUUUUUCCCAUAUCAGAGAGAGAGAGAGAGAGAGAGAGAGAGAGAGAGAGAGAGCGAGAGAGAGAGAGAGAUUGAUUUGGUAUAAACUGCAUGAUGUAUUCUAGGUGUAAAUUUCUAAUGUAUCCGAUCACCUCACUGUAAGGCGUUUCAUAAUAUGUAAAAGCUAUGCCUGAGCUUCAUAGAAACUUGCACCUUUGUAAAAUACAAAAAAUGGUUUGGUUCAAAAUAAUAUGUUACAGUUAAGUGAGUAAGGAACAAGCUCUUAUUAAUAGGACUUUCUGUAGGAAUUAUACCUGUUUCUUAUAUAAUUUGCUAUUGCUAUAAGAUUUAUAAUUUUACUCGCGAUAAACUAAAAUGUUAUGCUAUUAUAUAAGACUGUAUGCAAAACUAUAGAAAUCUUAAAGGAUUUUAUUUCCUUUGGACUUUCCAUUUAGGAUCAAUAAGAAACCAAUAUAAUAUAUGUAAAAAUUGUGAAUUUUAUAUAAUGAGUUAUAUAUACCCCCAAAAGGUUCUACACAGAACUAUUAGGGUCAUGUGAUUUUGAAGAUGAAUUUUGUCAACUACACUGGUAAUGGUCUUCUAUUUGCUACAGUAUAUAAUAUGAAUGAGGUCAAAUAUAACCCCAGCAAGUGCAAGCUAAUGUAGAACAGGUCCCCUGUUUUCUCAAGUAAAAAGGUUGGAUUUGUUUGUCAUGGAAAAAUAAAAUAAAAUAAAAAUAAAUAAAUAAAUAAAAUAUAUAUAUAUAUAUAUGAUUUGAAUUAAAGCGACAGUUAUAUUAAAAGGAUGCUGUAACAAAGGUGUAAAAGCCAAGACUUGUAGGGUUGUGGCAAGAUAUUUAAAGAGAGACUUGUCAUAAUCUUCAGGAGGUAUGCCACAUUUUAAGCAACAGCUUCAAUAUGUCUUCUCAAAACUCAAAAGAGCAGACAGGUGUAACCAAGCUUUAAAAAAUAAUUCUUGCCUGUCAUUAGCACAACUUUUAUCGCAUAUCCCUUAUCAUUUUGCUGCCCAGACAUAUUGUUUGAGUGGAAACAUAUAUGUUUUCCAGUUUCUGUCAUUUGGCCACUGUAGCAUAUCUGUUGCUUGUCACAAUACCCUGCACACAUCUGCGGGUUCAAUCUGCCAUGCCCCGCUUGUGGUGGUUGCCUUUCCUGAGACAUCCUGUCUUUGCAUAUAUAUGUGUUUUUGAAGGUGACUGUUACAACUUCACUGUGCAUAACAGACUGCUCGAUCUUUGGUUUUGCAGUAUUAAAUAACAAAAAAAACAGACUGUCUACAUUUAUUGUUUCCAAAAUAUAAUUACUUGUGAAGUACUGUUCAUUUUUAAUCAAAUCGCCUAUAAUGUUGUGAGCGCCUUGAUCCAAAAUACUGAUGUUAAUGUUCUAUUUGGAGCAUGGAAUUGUUAUUACAUUCUUGUGUCAUCCCAUCUGCACACAGGACUUGUAGUUUGUACCCUCACCCUCUUUCACUUAUGUAACAACCAACAGCCCAACGUUGGUCCAAUAAACUAAUACAAUUAAUAUAUGCUAAAUGUAUAAUGUGAUAUCUUGUAACAAUUGUAAGUCGCCCUGGAUAAGGGUGUCUGCUAAGAAAUAAAUAAUAAUAAUAAUACUAAUAAUAAUAAUAAUAAUAAUAAUAAUAAUAAUAAUAAUAAUAAUAAUAAUAAUAUGCUUGAUUUCAUCAUUUUUGUAAUUAAAGGUGCAUUAGACUUUCUUAUUCUUAUAUCUUACUAGCAUUAGAAAGGUUUUCACUGGUUGGUUUUCAUAUUUAUGGUUUACUUAUAUAGCAUCUUAUUAUUAGCAAAGCAAUUCAAAAUUAGGGUUACAUUUUUCCAACCCAUUUAUUAUGAUUCAUGUUUUAUGCACAUGUUUAAAUAAAAAUAUGUCCUUUUAUUAGAAAAUGUCUGUCUGCAACAUUUUGGAUCUAAAUAAAACCGAAGAGUAAGUAAUGGAUCUGUUACUCCAAUACUGAGUAAUUAUAUUUUUUCUCUAAAUCUGCCUUUAUGAAAUUAAUCUUGAGUUUGUCCGGAGA
Acipenser ruthenus (sterlet) is the source of this 11202-nucleotide messenger RNA. RefSeq names its product retinitis pigmentosa 1-like 1 protein. Bases 417 to 8360 code for a protein of 2647 amino acids. Gene Ontology annotation, biological process: intracellular signal transduction; retina development in camera-type eye; photoreceptor cell development. Gene Ontology annotation, cellular component: axoneme. Lineage: Eukaryota; Metazoa; Chordata; Actinopteri; Acipenseriformes; Acipenseridae. The record is from RefSeq and is a predicted model, not a curated record. The transcript has 4 exons.